This is a messenger RNA of Scleropages formosus (Asian bonytongue), 4058 nucleotides long. RefSeq names its product trafficking protein particle complex subunit 11 (gene trappc11). The coding region runs from base 136 to 3522 and encodes 1128 amino acids. The record is from RefSeq and is a predicted model, not a curated record. The transcript has 30 exons. NCBI's taxonomy places the organism in Eukaryota, Metazoa, Chordata, Actinopteri, Osteoglossiformes, Osteoglossidae.
GCAUUAGGCUGAAAUAUGAUUGGCGACCCGUCUCUCUCUUGCGCCUGGAUUGGCCCACGGUCAUGUCAAUCAACCAAGUUCAGCUUCCUGUUCCGCCAGUGAAGGGGAAGUAGCGCUCUGUCUGAGCCCGAAGCGAUGAGCCCCGCGCAGUGGGACCUGCCCCCGGAGCUGUGCUGCCGGCCCAUGGCGUUCGUGGCCCUCACGGGCCUGGACGUGGUGUACAACGCGGUGCACCGCGCCAUCUGGGACGCGUUCUGCGCCAACAGGAGGGCCGACAGGGUGCCCAUCUCCUUCAAGGUGCUCCCGGGGGACCACGAGUACCCCAAGUGCCGGACCAAGAGGACCUCGUACGAGUGGUACAUCCCCAAGGGCAUCCUGAAGACGGGCUGGAUGAACAAGCACCUGAACCUGGUGCCGGCGCUCGUGGUUCUGUUCUACGAGCUCGACUGGGACGAGCCACAGUGGAAGGAGAAGCAGUCUGAGUGUGCCACCAAGGUGGAGAUCGUCAGAACCAGUCUGCAAGGAAGAAACACCAAGGUUGCUGUGGUGUUAAUUCAGAAGAAAACGCCUCUUCCUCCAGGUGAGGAUGUCAUGGCCUCAGAACGGGCGGCAGCCUUGUGCAACGCCUGCGACCUGUCAGGGAAGUCCCUCUUCGUCUUGCCCCAUACGGACCACCUGGUGGGCUACAUCAUCAGGCUUGAGAAUGCCUUCUACGAGCACGCCCAGACCUACUACUACACGGAGAUCCGGAGGGUGAAGAGCCACAAGGAGUUCCUUAACAAGACCACGCACCAGCUGCUCUUCGUGAGACACCAGUUCAAGACAGCAUUCUUCAGCGAGCUCAAGCAGGAUACACAGAACGCGCUCAAGUACUACAGAGCAGCGUACAGCCUCAUCCACGAACUCCGCACCCACGAGACCAACAUCCUGGAGAUUAAGACCAUGGCAGGGUUCAUUAACUACAAGAUCUGCCGCCUCUGUUUCCAGCACAACACCCCCCUGGAUGCCAUCGCUCAGUUCAGGAAGCACAUUGACCUGUGCAAAAAGAAGAUUGGCAGUGCCGAACUGGCCUUUGAGCAUGCCGCCUGGAUGUCCAAACAGUUCCAGUACUUCGGUGACCUCUUCGACGAGGCCAUCAAACUGGGGCUCACGGCCAUCCAGACCCAGAACCCAGGUUUCUACUACCAGCAGGCGGCGCACUACGCCCAGGAGCGCAAGCGUCUGGCGUUUCAGCUCUGUGGAGGACCAGAGGCGAACCUUGGCUACCCCGCCCCGGACCCCCUGGAAACGCCCACCGGCAUCCUUGACUUCUACGGACAGCGGGCCUGGAGGCAAGGACAUCAGAGUAUCGACCCACCGGACCCGGAGAAGGAAAAGGGGGGCAUCCUGGCGCUGCAGGGCCGGGAGAAGGAGGUGCCUCAUUCUGAGCUCAUAAUCGCUCUGCUCAGCAAUGCAGUCGCCCAGUUCAAGAAGUACAAGUGUCCCCGCAUGAAGAGCCGCCUCAUGGUGCAGAUGGGAGAGGAGUACUACCACACUAAGGACUACGCCAAAGCUCUAAAGCUCCUCGACUACGUGAUGUGUGACUACCGCACGGAGCGCUGGUGGGGCCUCCUGACCUCCAUCCUCGGCACAGCGCUCCGCUGCUCCUAUCUGAUGGCCCAGGUGAAGGACUACGUAUCGUACUCCAUGGAGCUGGUGGGCAGAGCCUCCAUGCUGAGAGAGGACCAGAAGUCCAGGAUUCAGAAGAACGUGGCGAAAGUCCUCAAGAAUGAGCCCCCAGAGGCGGAGCCAGACUGCGACCCGUCUGCGGUGAAAGCUGCUCAAGCGCUGUGGAACGAGCGAGGGUCCCAGGCCUCUGGAGAAGACCUCAUCUUGGAGGUACAGGACAGUGUGCCCUUUGUGCAGUGCAAGGCCAGGUUCCUCCACCCCAGCUUCCACCUCGAUGUUCCCGUUCAGCUGCACGUCUUCCUGCUCACUGACAGCCCUCACCCCGUGCGCUUCUCCAAGCUGUGCGUCAGUCUAAGCAAUCAGGACUACAAUCAGUACUGCGUGGUGGACAGCUUAGGACAGGCCCCCGCCCAGGAGGACAUGUGUCUGGUCCCUGGCCGCACACACCGGUACUCCUUCAGGUUUGUGGCCCGCCCCGAGGACGUGGGCAAGAAGAUCGAGAUAACCGGUGUGGACCUGAUGCUGGGAAGUGAGAAUGGUCGCUGCAUCUUCCUCAACUGGCGGGGAGGAGGGGGUGACGCGGCGUCCUCCCAUGAGGCCUUGCAGGCCACGCGGUCCUUCAAAAGGCGCGGGCGUCUCCCAGAGAACGAGGUGGAUUGGGACACAGUGUCCAUCCAGGCCAGCACCAUGAUCAUCUCACGAGUCCCCAGGAUCUCCGUCCAGCUGCACCAUGAGCCGCCGGCCCUGAACAACGAGAUGUACUGCAUGAUGGUGACCAUCCAGUCGCAUGAGGACAUAGUGGCCCGAGACCUCAAGCUGACAGCCGGCCUCAAACCAGGUCAGGAUGCCAACCUCAGUCACACGACCCACGUCACUCUGGACGGCUCCAAGAUGUGCGACGACUCCCACCGAGCCCUCCUCCCUGACAUCCCCAUGGGUGACCUGCAGCCACAGGAGAAGAUGGAGAAGCCUCUGUCCAUCCGCUGUUCCACCACCGGGCCGAGGAUUUUCCUCGUCCACGUGGCCUACACAGUGGACACGUGUAUUGAGGGCAGAGACAUCGUCUGCAAGUGUCACAAAGAUGAAACUGUUACCAUAGAAACCGUUGUUCCCUUUGAAGUUGCUGUGAAAUUUGUGUCCACAAAGUUCGAGCACCUGGAGCAUGUCUUCGUGGACGUCCCCUUCCUGCUCAUGACGGACAUCCUCAGCAUGUCCCCUUGGCCCCUACACCUGGUGACCAGUGAGCUCCAGCUGGCUCCUACGAUGGCUGCCGUCGACCAGCCCGCUUCCCAGGUGGAGGAAGUGGUCCUGCAGACAGGCGAGUCGGCAAGCGAGUGCUUCUGCCUCACGUGUCCUCCCGUCCAUCACGGGACCACAGGAGUGGCAUCCGGUCAAUAUGUCAUGUCCUGGAAGAGGAAAUCUGCAAAUGCAACCAUACCAGUGGUUAAUACUGUGAUUACACUGCCCCAUGUUGCCGUGGAGACCAUUCCUUUAUACGUUCACGCAGACCUGCCGUCCUUCGGCCGCGUCCGGGAGUCCCUGCCAGUGAAGUACCACAUCCAGAACCGCACCGCCAUCGUGCAAGAGGUGGAAAUGUCUGUGGAGCCUAGCGAUGCCUUCAUGUUCUCCGGGCUGAAGCAGGUGCGCCUGCGGAUCCUUCCGGGCACGGAGCAGGACAUGCUGUACAACUUCUACCCACUGAUGGCUGGGUACCAAAUGCUGCCGCUGCUCAACAUCAACCUGCUGCGUCUGCCGGCUGUCAGUGGACAGCUGCUGCGUCGUUUCCUACCUUCCCGUAUUUUUAUCAAGCCUCAGGGACAGCAGGCAGACAGCGACUCCAUCGCAGCUGCAUAGACAGAAAGCGCACAAAGGAAUCCCGCUCCGUUUCUCUGCUCAGUAAAUGAACUCUGCUUCAGGUCUGGGUGGACUUGUGGUUCCUGGAGAGGAGUGAGGAAGGAGGCACGUCGGCUCGCGGGCGCUCAGCUCUUCUGAUGCGUAAUGUAGAAAUAUGUCAAGCUCUUCUUGUUGCACAUGUCUUUGAGUUGACAUUAAAGCGCACUAGACCAUGAGACCUGUCAGUCUGUCCUUCUGUGUGUAGCACACGGGUGGAGACGGUGAACUGUGUCCUUUGACAGCCGAAGAGGUCAAAUGAGAAGCAGUCGUUCAGGUUAAUGUUUCAAUAUUUCACUAAAUAAUCAAUCUGCAUACAUUACAUGUGGCCUUUCAACAUUCCCUGGUUGGUUUCUGUGUUUUAUUCGAGAUUUAAAUGUUAUCUAAAUUACAUUGUAUGUUGUGUCAGAUUCUACUGUAAGUAAUAGUGUUUAACAUUUUGUUUGAAAAUAAGGUUGAAGCAUUAAGCUUUUAGAUAAAGUAAGUCCAACAAAAAAACC